AUGCCUCAGACUGCUGAGGACCACGUCAAGUUGCUGCUCUGCUGCAUCAAGCACUGCUAUGACCGCCACAUCGACUUCCAGGAAGUCUCCACGGAGCUUGGCCUGCCUUCCCGCGCCGCUGCGGCUAAGCGCUACACUCGGCUGCUGAAGGCUCAUGGUAUGGAUACUAUGGGAAUGACAAUUGGUCGCGCAGAAAAGCCCGCUGUUUCGUCCGCCGAUCGCACUACCCGCGGUCUCGAAGUCGACAGGGAGGGCCACAACUGGGACCAGCUCUUUUCCAAGGUUAAACACAUCAAUACCAGUCCCAUCAUGGGCUGUAGUUCUGCCAUAGGCCCACAACAUGUCACUAAUGAUCAGGGUGGCCAUCGAGAGGACGCACACUUCCACUCCCUUGGCAACAAAGAGGCACGCUAUAAGACCAAUAUGCAGUCCAUUGCAGAUGUCCAGAACGUUGCGAAGAAUCCUCCCACCAUAGUCAUCCCUGCCAAGGCCAUUCUUUCUCGCCAGCAUCGGGCCGUUAUCGUCAUUGAUGACGAGGAGGAUUCCGAUGCUACCAUUUGUUAUGGCAGCGACAUGUCGCCCAUGUCCCAUGUCUGA
This is a messenger RNA of Penicillium riverlandense, 597 nucleotides long. RefSeq lists its product as uncharacterized. The record is from RefSeq and is a predicted model, not a curated record. Lineage: Eukaryota; Fungi; Ascomycota; Eurotiomycetes; Eurotiales; Aspergillaceae. Bases 1 to 597 code for a protein of 198 amino acids. The transcript is spliced from 3 exons.